Miniopterus natalensis is the source of this 636-nucleotide messenger RNA. The record is from RefSeq and is a predicted model, not a curated record. NCBI's taxonomy places the organism in Eukaryota, Metazoa, Chordata, Mammalia, Chiroptera, Miniopteridae.
AGAGAGAAAGCGAGGGCCAGAGGACCUACGAUUUGAAACUGAAUGACCAUGGCUGUCUCCGCACCUCCGGUGAUCUCUGCAACUUCCAGUGGCGCCGGCGUCCCGGGGAGCCUAUUUCGGGCCGAACCCAUGUAUUCGACUCCUGGAGAGCCUCCCCGGCUCACCCCCAAUAUGAUCAACAGUUUCAUGGCCAAUAACCACAGUGGCAGUGCAGGAAGUGGCGGGGUCGGUAGUUGCAGCGGAGGCAGCGGCAACACCAACACCAACGAGUGCAGGAUGGUCGACAUGCACGGGGUAAAGGUGGCUUCGUUUCUAAUGGACGGCCAGGAACUGAUUUGCCUGCCGCAAGUCUUUGAUCUCUUCCUCAAACACCUUGUGGGAGGGUUGCACACAGUGUACACCAAGCUGAAGAGAUUGGACAUAUCCCCCGUGGUGUGUACAGUCGAGCAGGUCCGGAUCCUCCGCGGGCUGGGGGCCAUCCAGCCCGGGGUGAACCGCUGUAAACUCAUCACCAGGAAAGACUUCGAAACUUUGUUCACCGAUUGCACCAAUGCCAGUUGUUUCAGGCAUGACAAACAGGAUCACUAUUCUAGCAGAGAAGUAAUGAUGUCUGUAUUAAACUCUACAAGAAGUUGA